UGUAUGUUCUUGUUAACUCUAAUCUUCCAUUUAUUCAUCCGUAAGUGAUUAGGGAGUGACUAGGAUUAGACAGUUGUUCAAGGGAAACAUCCAGCACAGUGCACAAUUUUACUGGUUCACAGUAAAUUGAGUGUUAGUUUCUGGAUCCUGAGGUUGCUACUGGUCUCUACUUCCAAUUCCUGACACCCACCCUCAGGAAGAGCCACCAGUUUUGCUGGGCAGGACAGCAUCAAUCUUGUGGGGUGGCAGAAAGGGAGCCCACACCUCUUCCUACUGCCUUCACCCCCUGGAGCUGGUGGAGAAUGAGACCCAGGAAGAUAUUCCUUCCAUUCCUGUCUUCCAGGAGAACCUCAGAGCAGAUGCCAUGGAGGAGUACGAUUACGAUUACUCAGAUCCCAUGCUCUUCAACACCUCUAGUGACAGUAGCAAGGUGCAUGAGGGCUUCCUGCAGUUCAGAAAGAUCUUCCUGCCCUGUGUGUAUGCGGCAGUGUUCAUCUCUGGCCUGGUGGGGAACUCCCUGGUGCUGGUCGUGUACAUUUUCUACCAGAAGCUGAAGAGCCUGACAGAUGUAUUCUUGGUGAACCUGCCCCUGGCUGACCUAGUGUUUGUCUGCACUCUGCCCUUCUGGGCCUAUGCAGGCUUCCAUGAGUGGGUCUUCGGCCAGGUCAUGUGCAAGAUCCUCCGGGGCAUAUACACGAUUAACUUCUACACGUCCAUGCUCACCCUCACCUGCAUCACCGUGGAUCGCUUCAUCGCUGUGGUUCAGGCCACCAAGGCCUAUAACCAGCAGGCCAAGCGGAUGACCUGUGGCAAGGUCAUCUGCUUGAUUAUCUGGGUAGUCUCCCUGCUGGUUUCCUUGCCACAGAUCAUCUAUAGCAAUGUCCUACAUCUCGACAAGGUCAUCUGCGGCUACCAUGAUGAAGAGAUUUCCACCAUGGUUCUUGCCUCCCAGAUGUCUCUGGGGUUCUUCCUGCCACUGCUUGCCAUGAUCAUUUGCUACUCCAUCAUCAUCAAGACUCUGCUUCAUGCUCGAGGUUUCCGGAAGCACAAAUCUCUAAAGAUCAUCUUCCUCGUGGUGGCCGUGUUCCUACUCACCCAGACACCCUUCAAUCUUGUCAAGCUCAUUCGCAGUACGAGCUGGGAGUACUAUACCAUGACCAGCUUUGACUAUGCCAUCCUGGUGACAGAGGCCAUUGCAUACCUGCGGGCCUGCCUUAACCCUGUGCUCUAUGCCUUCGUUGGCCUCAAGUUUCAGAAGAACUUCCGGAAACUUGUGAAGGAUAUUGGCUGUCUCCCUUGCCUGAGAGUCUCAAGUCAGUGGAAGUCUUCUGAGGACAGUUCCAAGAGUUUUUCUACCUCUCACAAUGUAGAGGCCAUCAGCAUGUUCUAGCUGUUGGCCUUGCUGGACCUGGAGAAACUGCUCUGGAAUUGGCAGGAGCGUGGCUACGUCCUCUGGAACUGAUGAGGGAGGCUUUGUUUAUGGCAUCUGCAUUCUCACGGAGAAGACAUCAGACAUGGUGGCUGGCAUGCAAUGCUUUGUAGACAUGGACAUACCCUGCUCUCUUCUUAAGACCCAGGCCUGAUGCUCAAAGUGUGUGUAUGUGUGUGUGUGGGGGGGGGGCUACAAUUUUUAAGGACUUCUUCAUCCCCAAGAACACUGAAGCCAAGGGGAUGAGGAUCUUAGGAUCUCAGGUUUGUCAUUAUUGUGACUGGGGCUGAUGGCUGAAGAGGGAGCACAGACAACAAAGCUGUUGGUGGAAGGUGAUGUGCUGGCUCCCAAGUACAGAAGACUCUUCUGACCACUAGGCAAGGAGUGGAGAUGGGAGUGGCCUUGAAGACAAGUGAGGUCUAUGUGGCUCAGACCUCAAUUACCAGGCACCGAACAGGAAUGAGGACAAUGUCUGCCACACCUUAGGUUUUGACUUUUGCAUAAGUGAUGCUAAGGUUCUCUCUGACUAAUCCUGGGAGGACCAGCCCUGGAGACUGUAUGUGGACCCAAACAAAUUAGAGUUGGCUGAAAUUCCACUGGUCCAUGAACAUGCUAGAAGGUGCAAAACAGCUUAAGACUAGAACAAAUUUAAGCAUCAUUUUUGGAGUGGAUCCUUCAGUGGCUCCACUCAUUUUAAAAAGGGAAUUUAUCAAAGACCUGCCACAUGCACAUAUACAAAUGUGAACGCACACACCCACACAUCA
This is a messenger RNA of Ictidomys tridecemlineatus (thirteen-lined ground squirrel), 2193 nucleotides long. RefSeq names its product C-X-C motif chemokine receptor 6 (gene Cxcr6). The record is from RefSeq and is a predicted model, not a curated record. Gene Ontology annotation, cellular component: external side of plasma membrane; membrane. NCBI's taxonomy places the organism in Eukaryota, Metazoa, Chordata, Mammalia, Rodentia, Sciuridae. Gene Ontology annotation, molecular function: C-X-C chemokine receptor activity; coreceptor activity; C-C chemokine receptor activity. Gene Ontology annotation, biological process: positive regulation of cytosolic calcium ion concentration; calcium-mediated signaling; G protein-coupled receptor signaling pathway.